UUUUUUAGGCAUACAUUUAGUGCUCUGGCAUUACAUACAUACAGUACAGUACACUAUAACUCUCAAUACAAAACACCAGUUUAUCUAUCAAUAUAUAUAAUAAUAAUAAUAAUAUUUAAUCAAUCAAUCAAUCAAUUGAAUUGAUUGUGUGUUUUGUUUUUAUUUUUUUGUUUUUAUUUUUUUUGUUUGUGUUAUUUAAUUGAUUAACAAGUAAUCAAAAAACACGGUUAGGACUACACACACACACACCACAUGUCCGGCCAUUGGAUACGACUGUCCCGACAACAACAACAACGACAACAGCAUUGGCGCCGGCAGUGAAAGAGAGAGAGAGACUGAGUGGCCAACAAUAGUUAGACCGCCGAUAGACACACGUGUGUCUCACUAUUAAUACCGAAACAACAAUGAAUAACAACACCCGCCGGACAAGUGGUGGCCACCAAUUGUUGGUCGCAUCGGCCGUAUUGGUUGUAUUGUUGGCCUUGGCCGACAUCGCCGCCGGUCAGCCACCGCCGCCGCCGUCGACACAACUAUCUCUAUCGGAACUGUUUUCCUUCGAGAAGUUGGCCCAAUACUCGAGUCUGGCGUCAUGUUUUGCCGUAUUUCACGAAGACUUUGCCUAUUGUAAUCGGGAAGCCGAAAAACGUGGCCGCAAAUAUCUGGACGGUAUGGACGAAAAUUCUGAAUGGGUACGUCGGGUCAAAUGUUGCGGUACAUGGAAACUAAGGGACUGUUGGGUAAAGUUUGCCCGUCAAAAGUGUACCGCCGAUCAAGUUAAACAAGUUAGCCGAUUGCCGUAUACUUUUAUGAAAAAUUUGGAGACAACUUGCGGCGACUAUCCGGACGGCAGCGACCGCUGUCGGCUGCCUGUCUGGGCAAUAGCAUCGGCUGCAUUGGUCGGCCUAUUGCUAUUGGCUGUAGCCGUGUUUUUUGCUGUUCGCUGCUAUCGGCGCCGCCGACGACUACAAGGACGUGGCAAACAACACUCGGCUUCGGCACCGAACUAUCCGUCCGCUGCCAUCACUGCUAACGCUGUCGCAACCGCUGCCGAGGAGGAGAAGCUCAAAACUAACGAUAUGGACAGCGGUAAUCAUUCGGUUUGA
Molecule: messenger RNA, 1103 nt
Organism: Oppia nitens
Lineage: Eukaryota; Metazoa; Arthropoda; Arachnida; Sarcoptiformes; Oppiidae
Exons: 2
Coding region: 405-1103 (232 amino acids)
Source: RefSeq, a predicted model, not a curated record